Lottia gigantea (owl limpet) is the source of this 2960-nucleotide messenger RNA. RefSeq lists its product as hypothetical. The record is from RefSeq and is a predicted model, not a curated record. The transcript has 15 exons. The coding region runs from base 50 to 1603 and encodes 517 amino acids. Lineage: Eukaryota; Metazoa; Mollusca; Gastropoda; Lottiidae.
UAAAAACAUUUUUAUAUUCAUCUGAGAAGAAACUAAAGCGAGAUUGAAAAUGACCAAAGAGGAACCAACAGUUAAAACUAUUCGAACUAAUUUUGAGACCAAAUAUGCAGAUAAUAUAAAGAAAGAAGUUUAUGAUAGUCGUGAUUUAGAAGCUAUAAAAUCUGAUGAUGAUCUUGUAACUACAUAUAUACGUAAUGAUAUUCCACCAGAAGAUUUGAUUCAUGAAUCUUUAAAAUGGAGAAAUGACAUCAAAUUGAAUGACAUAAAUGAAGAUACCUUUGACAAAUGGAUGUGGGAAAAGGGAGCUGUGUAUUUUCAUAACAAAGAUAAAGAUGGUCAUAGAAUAUUAAAUGUUGUGUGCAGACAUCAUAAAAAAGAUGCAGCUCUACUUCCUUUUGUGAAGAAGUUUCUAGGUUAUGCAAUUGACAAUGCAUUUAAAGAAGACAGACAUUCUAGAAUAGUGGUGUUGUUUGAUAUGUCUGAUGCUGGUCUGUCCAAUCUAGAUAUGGAUUUAAUAAAGUAUAUUAUAACAUGUUUUAAAUAUUACUUUCCUACAUUCCUAUCUUACAUGUUGAUUUAUGAAAUGCCGUGGAUAUUCAAUGCUGCAUGGAAGGUUAUUAAAGCAUGGUUAAGUCAAGAAGCAGUGAAAGUCAUUAAAUUUGUUACCAAGAGUGAUAUACAGGAGUAUAUAAAUAGAGACCAGAUAUUAACUCAUAUGGGAGGCACUGAUAAGUUUGUAUAUAAAUACCCACCAGAGCCAGUAACAGAGGCAGGAGAUGCUGAUUCCAUGUUGUUGAAUUCGACACGAAAAAAGGUGACAUUUGCCGACCAAGACUCCCAACUUUAUAAAAGUUUGAGCAAUGACAGCAUUUCACAACAGGACACAAACAGCAAUGCCAUUUUUAGAAAGACAACUAUCAGUAGAACAUACAGUUCUAGUUUUAAAAAACAGAAUAGAGAUGAGAAUUCUUUCAUUGGUAGACUCUUGACUAUCAGCCCAGCAGAAGAGUUAGAGUUUGUUGUAGAUGAGAAUGGUAAAGAAAGCUAUGAUGUGAUAUCACUAACUAAUACAUUACCCUAUUCUAUAGCUUAUAAAGUUAAAACUACCUCUCCUGAAAAAUAUCGUGUUCGACCCAGUUCUGGUCUGGUAAGAUCUGGUUCUUGUACAGAGGUUCAUGUCUAUUUACAACCAGGUUUCAGUAGUACAAUAGCUAAAGAUAAAUUUUUGAUCAUGGCCAUGGAAGUUACUAAUGAAACAGCAGACUCUAUAAAUGAUUUAUGGAAAAAGGUUGGAAAAGAAAAUAUUAUGGAACACAGGUUACGGUGUACCCAGACAACUAGUGAUACUGGUGAUAUAGGAGAUCUUAAAUCAGAAAUAGAUAAUAUCAACAUGACAUCAGAUCAACGAUUACUUAAAAUCAGUAGACAAUUAGAUACAAUACAAAGAGAUAAUGUAAUAUUACAAAAUCAUGUUCAAUUGUUAUUGAGAACACAGUUAUUUAUGUUCUUUUUGUUUAUUGCCUUUAUCUCUAUGUUAUGUUAUUUAUUUCAUGAAGAGGUAUUAUCUAUACGACACAGUGGAUGUUCAUCAUCUUUAUUUUAAUACAAGUGCUAAAAUUUCAUGACAAAAUUGUUUCUGGAUAUUCAAAUAAAAACAUCAGUUUCUAUUAGGCAGUAAGAAUAUGUUUUAUAAAAUUAUAGUUAAGAUCUUUUAAGGGAUUUUAAAGAGGUUUUUUAACAAUUCUAUAAGUAAAGUGGACACUGAUAGUACUGAUUUACACCAUUCCAAUUUUCAAUCAGAUGUCUGUGGUUUUUGCAAUUCCACUUAAACUGAGCGUUUUAGGACAUCACUAUCGCUAAAAUACUUAUAGCCGCUUUUGCAAUCAAACACUUACUUUUUGUGGAAAUGCAAGAGUCCCAGACGUUUAAUUGAUAAUUGGAAUGGUGCAAAAAAGUUUAGAAAACCUCUUAACAAUCCCUUUAAUUAUUGGGGAAAUGAUUAGCGCUUGAAAAAUUUUAGCAGCUGCAACACUAAAAUCAAGUUAAUUUUAUUGUCCAGUAAAUGUCCACUCAAACAACUUGGUUUAUAUUCAAUAUGUUUAAUAACAUUUUUAUUUGAGAGUGGUUUUUCAAUGAGUGUAAGAAAGAUUUUACAAAUGUGUAAAAUGUGUAAAAUGUUUAGCAAAAAUACAUGAUGCUUUUCACAUGAUAUGUAACUUCCUUCCUUAACCUGUAUUUCUUCUCCGAUAUCAAUAUUAAUUGUAAACAUCUAGAGUAAAGGAUGGUAAAUUUGCUACUGAAAAUCUUCUCCCAGUAAUUUGGUAUAAAAGUCAAUGUUCAGAUUUGAGAAUAUCAUGAUGUGGAAGCUAUAUUUUUAUCAAAUUAGGUUUUAAACUAAAUGAAUAAGUUUUACUCGCAGGCUGAAAAUAGGAUCAAUUGUCUGAAGAUUGCAUAGCGUGAAACUCUGAGUAACAGUAUGAUUCAAGUUCUAUUAUAAUAUUUCAAAGUUUUGACUAUAAUGGAAAAUAACUAUGCUCCAUAAAUAUUUUUAAAAUUUAUUGAAUGGUUUAGUAGCCCUGUGCCUGUUAAAUAUUCGAAGAGAUGGUGAUUUGAGAAAGCAUGCCUUGUAAGUGGUGUGCUGGUAUAUAACUGAAUUUUAAUUCAAAUUAAAAAAUUGAUAAAGGCAGCUAAUAUUUCAGUUCUAUCUUGAUGACUUUACAUAUUUCAAUCGUCAAGAUAAAACUAAAUUUCAGAGACAGUUAGUUAUAGUUGAGUUUACAAGUGACGUGGGUUGAUCUCAAUUUUCCAAACCUUGUAGAUGCUACCUUCAACUUCACUUAACUAUUUUUUUCUGUUUUAGGCUACCUCGAAUUUAAGGUCAAUGUUUAUUAUUUUUGUAUGAUUUCAAUGGUUAUUUAUUUAUGCAUAAUUUUCACUGAUUAAAGUUGAUUUUGUAUGAA